AAAGAUCUUUCUGCGUAUAGGACCAGUGUGUGCAUUGCAAUAUGGGGUUCUAUAGCUGUGCUUUCACAGUUAUCACCUUCCAUGCCUUCUGUAUAUUGUAUUUUGUAACCAACACGAAUGUCAUACUGUGAUCAAUGAUUUGAAAAUAAAAUUGAAUUGGAUCUUGAACUCACAUAAUUUCGCAACGCAGACUAAACAUUAAUGAAUGACAGAAGGGAUUACAUCACUCACUGCUAUUUUGAGAGAAGUGGGGAUUCCCCGUAUCCAUCAACGGUGCUUGUAUACUAGUAAUACGUGCAUGUGGCGUUGGCGUCAUUGGUAUUGGUGCAUCCACAUCGAGGUACCAUCAUUGGUAAGUAAGAGGUAACCCAACUGCAGUAACCAUGGCAGCCGAUUCCAAAACGAUACUUGAUGGCAUCUUCAGGUUAGAUCGUGGAUCUGAUCUAACUCAAAAACAACGAACUGAUCUGUACAGAGCAAUGUCACCUACAUCACUGGUAGAGGCAUUCUUUAAUGAGGAUUUCAUUAAUUUCAGAGAAAAGUAUGCAGGAAUAAAUAUGGAAUCACUGAAAGAAACAUUCAAAUUACUUGAAGGAAACAUCAAACUCUUAGAACAGGUAGCAGAAGUUAUCCUUGAACACCUACGAGAUAUGCGACCAAAACUCUGCAAGGACGAAAUCGAAUCCGAUCUUUUACGAUUUGUUCCGAUUGUACUCGAGUGUCCAGCUUUCGACAAGCCAGAUGAAGAGUGGGGUAAUCGUAUCAUCGAAGAAUUGGCGGUUACCUUGAUCAACAUGCAUGCCGGGGCGAAGACCAACUUUAGUGUAUUGGGGCGUUGGUGGCAGAAUGAUUCUGAUAUGUUAGCCAGAGUGGUCAAGGUCUACCAAGAGGCAUACAGGAAUCUACUCAACAAUUGUACAAUGGACAUUCUGGAUUUAAGGCAGAAAGAAAACAUAUAUUUUGCCGCAUUGCGUAUCUUGUACCAGGUGAAUAAAUCACUUGGUUACAAGAUUCCAGUCAAUCUAUUCUACAUUCUACAAAAAGAUACUGACAGGAGGAUUGAGGAGCGCUUUCUACAACGGAACUUUUUGUUGCACAUGGGUCAAUUUACAUUUCUACUAGAUAUACCAAGGAAGUGGAAUAUGAUGCGUAUGCACUUUGAUUCUACAUGUGGGCGCCACUACAAACAGAUUCUUUUAAAGAUCAGACGGGAGUUCGAAACAAGUUUUGAACCAGGAUCAACUUUGUGGUUGGAAAUAUUCAUUUUACCUUCUCUACAUCUGAAACCGGCACACCUUCAGUUCGAGAUAGACAACGACAUCGAAAAGAUUGUUGAAUCGGCGAUCUCAAAGAUACAAAAUAAGAGAGAAACAGCUCUCUUACUCCCAUUCGAAGUCCAUUUCAAGGAUAAUGUGUCAUUGGGAGCAAAUGCUGGUGGACCAAUGAAAGAAUUCUUCUCGCGGUUCUUUGGAGAGUUAUUUAAUACUCAGAAGCACAUGGUCUUCAAGAAACUCACCGACUCUCCAUCGUCUACUACAUUGUGGUUUAACAAGGAUUAUAAGGAUGUUGACAAGUUACGAUCAGUCGGCAAGAUGUUCGCUCUGAUGUUCUAUAAUAAGGUCAUUGUUACAUUGCCAUUUCCGUUUCUAUUCUACAAGAAACUACUUGGAAACAGCCGAUCCAGUUUCGAAGAUCUGGAACUACUUGAUCCUGACAUUGCAAAGAGAUUGGGAACCUUGCUGGAAAUGAGUGACGAUGACCUUUCCGUUUUCAGUUUCAUGGUAGACGGACCUGAACACGAACCGGUGAUCGAAUUCAGACCUGGAGGCAAGGACGAGGUGGUGACCGCUGCUAAUGUUGGAGAGUACAUCGAGCUAUAUGCCAGAUACUACACAUCAUCAUCCCAAUUCGAUGCAUUCAGUGAAUGUUUCAGGAGUAUGCUCAGUCAGUUUGCCAUUGAUCAGGUCUUCACACCACAAGAGCUUAUGGCUUUAUUCCAAGGUGGACAAUAUGAUUGGAUGGCAUUCCAACAUAGUUUUAGAUAUGAGAAAGGUUUUACCUCAGAUCAUCGUGUGGUGAAGAUGUUUUGGUCGGUAUUUCAUGAUGAUCUUACCAACGAUCAAAAACAAGACUUUCUAAGAGUGAUCACGGGUGCAAACCAUGUUCCCCUUGGAGGAUUCCAGGAGAUUGGAGCUAGGAUAUGGCCUAUGGGAGAUCGUGAAGGGCAACAUCCAAAGGAUCUGUGUCCUGAAGUCAAUACAUGUCAUGGUUUUGUUGUACUUCAUCUUCCGAUGUAUGAUCAGAGAGAACAUCUGAAAGAACGACUACUCAAACUACUAGAGAUGAAAGGACAUGGAUUUUAUAAACCUGCACGAUAGGUGUUGAUAGAAACAGAUUGAUGAUAAGCGAAGUCUAAUCUAUAGAACUCAGUGACAUCAAUACAGAACGUUCGAACGCUAAUUGCAUAUAAAUAGCAGGUCAAUAAACAGAUUUGUGAUCGAAGAGUUUCUGUAAUUAUAAAAUUACGAAUUUAUUCAUAUUUGCCAUGCACUCUCCAUCCCGGUUUCAUUGGAGUUCAGUGUACUAAAUGCAACCAAUGGCGACAUAUCAUUUGUGCUGGUAUUCCUGAAGAGAUCUACAAUGACAAGUCAGAGAUACUUUUUCGGUUGGCAAUGCAACAUUUGUAUUUUUAAAGACAUGUCCUUCUACAUGUAUAAUGAUUCGGAACUUAUCACUAUCCUAGAGUCAUUUAAUGCCUGUACAAAUACUACCAACCGAAGCAUUUCUUCUAUACAUGGUUUACCAAGAAUUACGUGGUAAUGGAAUUAAGAUUGCCCAUUUAAAUGUUAAAAGCCUACUGAGACACAUUGAAGAAGUGAGAACAUUUGCUAAGACUAACAAUGUUCAGGUAUUCGCAGUUAAUGAAACCAGAAUAGAUGAAUCUAUCUAUGAUAGAGAAAUCAUGAUUGACGAUUAUAAUUUGAUUCAUAAAGACAGAGUUCGACAGGGUGGUGGAGUAGCCAUUUAUCUCCACAAAUCAUUACAUUUUGAAAGAAAUAAUUCAUGAAAUCAGUGAUGAUUUAGAAACGCUUGUUAUUAAGAUUUAUCUCAAGGUUUCAAAACUCAUCGUAUCAACUUGGUAUAGACACCAUCUUCAUCAGAUAUUUGAAUUUGUAAUUCGUACGAAAUAUUUCUUACCGUUAUUGACGCAAUGAAUUAUGACAUAAUUAAAGUAGGUGACGUAAACUGAUAUCCUACCUAAACCCUUAUCAAGCAUGACCAAGAAAUAUGUUUAUAUAGAUAAUUCUCUGGUUCAAGUCAAUACCAAAGUAGUAACAAGAAUCACAAAUGUUUCUGAAGAUCAUCUAUUAACAAACAACAACCAAAAUCGGAGUAAAUCAUGGUGUAUUUCAUAACGGAAUGAGUGACCAUUCGAUUAGCUUCCUGACCUGGAUCUCUAAGAUUGUGCUCAGCCAAAAUUUAUCAUUCUCAGAGGUUGCAGCAAGCUCAAUAGUGAUGACUUUAGAAAUUAUAUUCGUAACCAGAAUUGGGAAAGUAUAGAUCAAAGUAAUUCAGUUGAUGAUGCUGUCGAAUUGUGGGAAAAUAUGUUUAUACAAGUUGUUGACAAACACAUG
This is a messenger RNA of Lytechinus variegatus (green sea urchin), 3635 nucleotides long. Its product is annotated as probable E3 ubiquitin-protein ligase HERC4. The transcript has 14 exons. The record is from RefSeq and is a predicted model, not a curated record. Gene Ontology annotation, biological process: protein polyubiquitination. Gene Ontology annotation, molecular function: ubiquitin protein ligase activity. Bases 384 to 2378 code for a protein of 664 amino acids. NCBI's taxonomy places the organism in Eukaryota, Metazoa, Echinodermata, Echinoidea, Temnopleuroida, Toxopneustidae.